ACCAGACAACAAGUUCCUGGAGAGACUGCAGGGGCAGCCGGUACAACUUCAUAAAGCCAGUAUCUAAGGAGGAAGAGAAGUAUUGUUCAACGCUGAACUCACACCAAAUGGGUGAGGAGCUGGUUGCUUGUGACGAGAAAGGCACAGCUCCACAGAACUGGCAACUUCCCAGUGAAUCUUUCUUACUAUUCUUACAAAAACACCGUGUGCAACUGGUAGAAGAUCUGGGAGACUGUAUUGAUUGCAUUGCUGAAAGAGGACUGCAAGAAAACUUUUUAUCCAAAGAUGAUUAUGAAGAGAUUGUGUAUGAACGAGGUCCUAGAAAUCAAGUGAGAAAAUUGCUGGAUAUUAUUUGCUGCCUUGGGGAAGAACAUGCGAGGUUCUUUUGUACCAUCUCCAAGCAAAUUAAAAGCACAAACUCAAAAAAGCAAGUUACUAAAAAUAAUGAAUAUCCAAAGCUGAUACAGAAGCACAAAGAUGUCCUCCUAAGACGAAAUGAAUACAUUAAAUAUUAUAAUUCUAGACAUGGGGAGAAAUACUGCUUCUCAGAUCACUUUGUUAAUCUUCUGCUUGUCAAUGGACAUUAUACUCUUGAAAUUAAGAAAAAUGAAUUGCUGACAUUUGGACAACAACGAAUUCAUCUCCAGAACAAAAAAGAAACAAAACUUGACUUAAGAUCAGACCAACUCUUGCAAAAACUACAUGAAAGAUGUGCUCCAAAGAGAAUCCUUGUUAGUGGCGUAGCAGGAAUUGGAAAAUCUGUCUUUGUUCAAAAAAUCUUAUAUGAUUUUGCUAACAAAAAGGCUUAUAGUAAAUUUGAUUUUGCAUUAAAUCUCACUUUCAGGGACCUCAAUUUAAUUAACAAGCCAACUACCUUGCGUGAAAUAAUUUGCAAAAAACAUGGACAUUUAUCUCAGAUCUUAGAUGAAAUUUUCAAUAAUAGCGAAAAGCUCCUUAUGAUCUUUGAUGGAUUCGAUGAAUUCAGAUUUUGCAGUCAAGUUGAUUUAGACCAAUAUGUAUUUGAUCCAGAUGAAAGAGCAGAGCUUCCACAAAUAUUCAGCAGCUUACUGAAGGGUGAACUUCUCCCUGAAGCAUCCAUUGUAGUCACCAGUAGGCCAACUGUCCUCAGCCACAUCCCUGUGGACUGUAUUGACCGCUUUGUUGUAAUUACUGGCUUCUCUGGCUUAGAGAUAGAAGAUUACUUCCAAAAAUUUUAUAGAGACAAUGUGAAGGGAACUGAAACAUUUGGAUAUGUCAGCGAAAAUCAUUUUUUGUUUACCUUGUGUUACAUACCAGCCUUCUGUUGGAUAGUCUGCAGUGUACUGAACGAAAGUUCUGCGCUUCACAUUGAACAGCCAAAAACAAUGACCGACAUAUAUUGCCACUACCUUGUGGUAUUAUUGAAAUAUCAUACACGUCAAGUAGAUAGCACUAAACAUGAAGCCAUGUUGAAUGCAAUUAUUGGUUUGGGUCAGCUUGCUUACAACUCUCUUUUACAACAUAAAACACUGUUUUAUGGGCAUGACUCCGAAAUUAUUAACGAACUGCCAAAUGAUAUUGUAAAUAGUUUUCUUGAUAACACAUUUGUCCAGGAGCUGGACUGUACAGAGAAUGUGCUUUCAUUCACACACCUUACCAUCCAGGAAUUCUUUGCUGCUUUUUAUUAUGCUUAUGAAGUCAACCUCUCCUAUGAUAUCAUGGAUACAAAAGUACAAGAGAAACUUAACAUUGGUUCCGGUCACUUGGAUUUAUUUAUUAGAUUUCUUUCUGGGUUACUGUCUGUUCGAAACCAAAGUAUAUUUCAGAAACAUCUAAGACUUAAUGGGAGCGAGAAAGUGGAGAGUUAUACCCUCUGGUUAAUUGAAUGUCUCAACAAGAGCUGCGAAAAGGGGUAUUUUAUUCUGAACCUUUUGCACUGUUUUUUUGAACAGCAAAGGAGUUGUUUGGUUCGUAGAAUAAAACCUGCUGUGUUACGUCUUAAUAUGAGUGACAGUAUAUUCUCACCCAUUGACCUGGAUGUGCUGACCUAUUUUUUGGGCCAUGUUGAUAUGGAUAUUGAAGAACUUGACUUGACAGCCACGCAUGUGAAUGCACACUACUUGACGGAGCUUCUACCCUAUCUAAAUCGGUGUAAACAAUUGUGGGUUGGAGAGAAUAAUUUGGACUUAGAAGCAAUAAAAGUCAUCUGUAAAGUCCUGGCAUCUCCUGAUUGUAAGAUGAAACAGCUGGGCCUUGGAUGGACUGAACUAGAAGACAAUGGAUUUUUAAUGAUCUAUAGAGCACUCAAGUACAACCAGAGCUUGGAAGGAUUAUGGGUUGAAGGGAAUUGCAUCAGCUACACUGCUGUGGAGGAGUUUUCAGAAAUACCCUCAUUCAACUCAACUUUAAAGUAUGCAGUGCUUCUAGGGAAUGAGCUAAAACCAGAUGAUUUAACAGCACUUGCGACAAAACCUCACAGAAGAGUCAUUGUUGCCCAGAUCGAUAAUGACUUUGGCCAGGAGUUUUGGAAGGGGUGGUGGGAUUGGAUAUUCCAAAGAUGCAAAAUGUGUAAUGAUGAAAAAAUUGUUGCAUUUCUCACAAAGGUGUACAGAGGACUUGGCCUUUGCCUAGGGAAAAACACUGGAUGGAUGGGUGAAUGGUAUAUAGAAUUAGAUAAUUUCCUGCAGGAAAGAAUAAUGAACUGCUCAAUUAACAACAUUAAGAAGAGGAUAGAGACUCUUAAGCAGAUGUUUUUAGAACAAUCAACAAACCUGUAAAACAGAUGAUCCAGAUGAUCAGUAAAGAACCUAAAUACAGACAUUUUCAAUGUUUAUUAUUUUUUUAUUAUUAUCAUCUUUUACUUAUACAGCACCAAAUAUUUACACAGCAUUUC
Molecule: messenger RNA, 2872 nt
Organism: Spea bombifrons (plains spadefoot toad)
Lineage: Eukaryota; Metazoa; Chordata; Amphibia; Anura; Pelobatidae
Product: NACHT, LRR and PYD domains-containing protein 3-like
Exons: 7
Coding region: 108-2756 (882 amino acids)
Biological process (GO): regulation of apoptotic process
Cellular component (GO): cytoplasm
Source: RefSeq, a predicted model, not a curated record